UCACCCCGACGCGCCCCGGCGUGCGCGUCCUCCCGCCGGCCUGCAGGCCCGGGGCCUCCGCCUGCUUCCCCGCCGCUGCUCCUCGCGGCCCCGGCUCGCGUUCACGCUGUCGCCCGGGCCGGCGCGGCCGCGGGCAACCGCUCCCCCUCCCACACCUACCCCGCCCCCUCCCCGCCUUUUCCGCCCUCCCGUCCCCCUCCCUCGGCCCGCCGCCGCUGCUCCAGAUGAGGUGAUGGCAACGGCCAACUUCGGCAAGAUCCAGAUCGGGAUUUACGUGGAGAUCAAGCGGAGCGAUGGCCGAAUACAUCAAGCAAUGGUAACGUCUUUAAAUGAAGAUAAUGAAAGUGUAACUGUUGAAUGGAUAGAAAAUGGAGAUACAAAAGGCAAAGAGAUUGACCUUGAGAGCAUCUUUUCACUUAACCCUGAUCUUGUACCUGAUGAAGAAAUUGAACCCAGUCCAGAAACACCUCCACCUCCAACAUCUUCAGCCAAAGUAAAUAAAAUUGUAAAGAAUCGACGGACUGUGGCUUCUAUUAAGAAUGACCCUCCUCCAAGAGAUAACAGAGUGGUUGGUUCUGCACGUGCACGGCCUAGUCAGCUUCCUGAGCAGUCUUCCUCUGCACAACAGAAUGGUAGUGUUUCAGAUAUAUCUCCAGUUCAAGCUGCAAAAAAGGAAUUUGGACCCCCUUCACGUAGAAAAUCUAAUUGUGUGAAAGAAGUAGAAAAAUUACAAGAAAAACGAGAAAAAAGGAGACUACAGCAGCAAGAACUUAGAGAAAAAAGAGCCCAGGAUGUUGAUGCUACAAACCCAAAUUAUGAAAUUAUGUGUAUGAUCAGAGACUUUAGAGGAAGUUUGGAUUAUAGACCGUUAACAACAGCAGAUCCUAUUGAUGAACAUAGAAUAUGCGUUUGUGUAAGAAAACGACCACUCAAUAAAAAAGAAACUCAAAUGAAAGAUCUUGAUGUAAUCACAAUCCCUAGUAAAGAUGUUGUGAUGGUACAUGAACCAAAACAAAAAGUAGAUUUAACAAGGUACCUAGAAAACCAAACAUUUCGUUUUGAUUAUGCCUUUGAUGACUCAGCUCCUAAUGAAAUGGUUUACAGGUUUACAGCUAGACCACUAGUGGAAACUAUAUUUGAAAGGGGAAUGGCUACAUGCUUUGCUUAUGGGCAGACUGGAAGUGGAAAAACUCAUACUAUGGGAGGUGACUUUUCAGGAAAGAAUCAAGAUUGUUCUAAAGGAAUUUAUGCAUUAGCAGCUCGGGAUGUCUUUUUAAUGUUAAAGAAGCCAAACUAUAAGAAGUUAGAACUUCAAGUGUAUGCAACCUUUUUCGAAAUUUAUAGUGGAAAGGUGUUUGACUUGCUAAACAGGAAAACAAAAUUAAGAGUACUAGAAGAUGGAAAACAACAGGUUCAAGUGGUGGGAUUACAGGAACGGGAGGUCAAAUGUGUUGAAGAUGUACUGAAACUCAUUGACAUAGGCAACAGUUGCAGAACAUCCGGUCAAACAUCUGCAAAUGCACAUUCAUCUCGGAGCCAUGCAGUGUUUCAGAUUAUUCUUAGAAGGAAAGGAAAACUACAUGGCAAAUUUUCUCUCAUUGAUUUGGCUGGAAAUGAACGAGGAGCUGAUACUUCCAGUGCAGACAGGCAAACCAGGCUUGAAGGUGCUGAAAUUAAUAAAAGCCUUUUAGCACUCAAGGAGUGCAUCAGAGCCUUAGGUAGAAAUAAACCUCAUACUCCUUUCAGAGCAAGUAAGCUCACUCAGGUGUUAAGAGAUUCAUUCAUAGGUGAAAAUUCUCGUACCUGCAUGAUUGCUACAAUCUCUCCAGGAAUGGCAUCCUGUGAAAAUACUCUUAAUACAUUAAGAUAUGCAAAUAGAGUAAAGGAGUUUGGAAUUAGUCCAUCAGACAUUCCCUUCUCACAGGGUAGUGGCAGUCGCCCUGAUCUCUCUCCUUCUUAUGAGUAUGACGACUUUUCUCCUUCGAUUACCAGGGUGAAAGAAUUGACUGUGGAUCCAACUGCUGCUGGUGAUGUCCGUCCAAUAAUGCACCACCCACCAAAUCAAAUUGAUGACUUAGAGGCACAAUGGGGUGUGGGGAGUUCCCCUCAGAGAGAUGAUCUGAAACUUCUUUGUGAACAGAACGAAGAAGAAGUUUCUCCCCAAUUGUUUACUUUCCAUGAAGCUGUCUCACAAAUGGUAGAAAUGGAAGAACAAGUUGUAGAAGAUCACAGGGCAGUGUUCCAGGAGUCUAUCCGAUGGUUAGAAGAUGAAAAGGCUCUUCUAGAGAUGACUGAAGAAGUAGACUAUGAUGUAGAUUCAUAUGCUACUCAACUUGAAGCUAUUCUUGAGCAAAAAAUAGACAUUUUAACUGAGCUGCGUGAUAAAGUGAAAUCUUUUCGUGCAGCUCUACAAGAAGAAGAACAGGCCAGCAAGCAAAUCAACCCGAAGAGACCCCGUGCCCUUUAAAUCAGCAUUUGCUGCUAAAGGAUCCCCAGAACCCACACUGCUGUAACAUACAAUGGUUCAGCUGUAAGGGCCAUUUGAAAGUUUGAAAUUUUAAGUGUCUGUGGAAAAUGUCUUGUCCCUUCACCUGAAUGACAUUUCAAUUUUGUGAAACACUCCUUUGUCUACAAAAUGCUUCUAGUCCAGGAGGCACAACCAACAUCUGGGAAUAGUGAAGCAUUUUGUUUCAUUUACCCAAACAGUGAUUUACUUUUGGAGAUCCUUGCCAAUUUUAUUUUCUGUAUGAAGUAAGGUUGUGGACUUGAUACAGAGGUGAAUAGUAGGGGGAAGCCACAGCAUUUCCUUUUAACUUGGUUCAAUUUUCGUAGCAAGACUGAGCAGUUUUAAAUCCUUUGCGUGCAUGCAUACCUCAUCAGUGAUUGUACAUACCUUGCCCCCUCCUAGAGACAGCUGUGCUCACCUCUUUCUGCUUUGUGCCUUGACUAAGGCUUUUGACCCUAAAUUCUGAAGCACAGCCAAGAUAAAUUACAUUCCUUAAUUGUCAUUGUAAAUUACCUUUAUUGUGUGUACAUUUUUACUGUAUUUGAGACAUUUUUUGUGUGUGACUAGUUAAUUUUGCAGGAUGUGCCAUAUCAUUGAAUGGAACUAAAGUCUGUGACAGUGGACAUAGCUGCUGGACCAUUCCAUCUUAUAUGUAAAGAAAUCUGGAAUUAUGAUUUUAAAACCAUAUAAUGUGGUUAUAAUUUUCUUAGCAUUUUCUUUGUAAAGAACUAAGAUAUAAACUAGUUGGUGUAUAAUAAAAAGUAACAAAAUUCUGAAAAGAGUUUUAUCUUAGGGUAAUACAUAUAUAUGCAGUGUGUGUUCCAGUGUGGUAUUAACAGGACUAAUAGUGCAAUUUGAUCCUUACCAAUACCAUUACUUAAGUUAAAAGUGUCCAAUAGCACCCCAAAACAUACCUUCUAAAUGUACUGAUAAAGGAAAUUGGCUUCUGAUGCAUGAAUAUUUACAUGUACACUGAAAGUAGUCCAUAAUAGAACUGUUAGUUUAAGCCAAGUGUAGACAGUACAUAACUCCCAUGAGAAAGAAUUAAGAUGAAAGAGAGUUGACUUUGCCUUAAAAGGCAGAUCAAACCCAAGCCCAUCCAUUACCUAAUGUGUGACGUUUCAUUCUCACUUGGUGAGAAUCACCAAAGUCUCGCCAAUAAAUUCGAUUAGGGUAUGCUGCUUUUUAAAUGGUGGCACUUAUUUUUACAGAUUGCUACUCCAAGGAAGAAAACUGGCCACUUUUCAUGUAUAUAUUUUGUUAAAAGAUUUAUAUAUCUCUCUAGGAGUUCUCCCUUAGUUCCUAGGAUAGAGUCCAGGAGUAGAUUAAUAACAAAAAAAUCUCCCGAGGAUGUCUUGUUUUGAUUUACUCAAAGGAACUACUGCUCAUUCAUUUGAGGCAAAGGGAAGCUAUGAAUAGAGAGUUACAUGAGCCAGAUUCCCUACUUCAUUGUUCAUAGAACCCAGAGGGUAGUUGUGGGAAAUCCUAACACCAUGGUGAAAUGCUCCUCUGUAAACUUGAAAUCUAGAACAAAUGUAGAUUUUCACAAUGUGCUUAUUAAUAAAUAUCUAUGGAAUGAG
This is a messenger RNA of Lontra canadensis (Northern American river otter), 4086 nucleotides long. RefSeq names its product kinesin family member 2A (gene KIF2A). Lineage: Eukaryota; Metazoa; Chordata; Mammalia; Carnivora; Mustelidae. Bases 233 to 2467 code for a protein of 744 amino acids. The transcript is spliced from 21 exons. Gene Ontology annotation, molecular function: microtubule motor activity; ATP binding; microtubule binding. Gene Ontology annotation, biological process: microtubule-based movement. The record is from RefSeq and is a predicted model, not a curated record.